Molecule: messenger RNA, 857 nt
Organism: Lolium rigidum
Lineage: Eukaryota; Viridiplantae; Streptophyta; Magnoliopsida; Poales; Poaceae
Product: probable glutathione S-transferase GSTU6
Exons: 2
Coding region: 1-702 (233 amino acids)
Biological process (GO): glutathione metabolic process
Cellular component (GO): cytoplasm
Molecular function (GO): glutathione transferase activity
Source: RefSeq, a predicted model, not a curated record
AUGGCCGGCGGAGACGACCUGAAGCUGCUCGGCACAUGGGCAAGCCCGUUCGCCAUCAGGGUGAAAUUCGCGCUCGCCCUCAAGGGCCUGACCUACGAGUACGCCGAGGAGGACCUCGCCAGCAAGAGCGACCUCCUGCUUAGCUCCAACCCGGUGCACAAGAAGAUACCCGUGCUCAUCCACAACGGCUUGCCGGUCUGUGAGUCCAACGUCAUCGUGGAGUACGUCGACGAGGUGUUCGCCGGCCCGUCCGUCCUCUCCGCCGACCCGUACGAACGAGCCAUCGCUCGCUUCUGGGCUGCCUAUGUCGACGACAAGCUCUUGGCAUCGUGGGCCACGAUGUUGUUCAGGGGGAAGACGGAGGAGGAGAAAUCCGAGGGGAAGAAGGCGUUGUUCGCGGCAUUGGAGAACCUGGAGGGGGCCCUGGCGAAAUGCUCCGACGGGAAGGUGUUCUUCGGCGGGGCAAGCGUCGGGCUCGUGGACCUGGCGCUGGGGAGCCAGCUCUCGUGGCUGAAGGCAACGGAGGUGAUCACCGGAGAGGGAUUCUUUGGCGGCGACAAGACCCCACUCCUUGCCGCGUGGAUGGAGCGCUUCAGCGAGCUCAACGUUGCCAAGGCGGCAUUGCCAGACGUCGACAAGGUGGUUGAGUUCGCCAAGAUGAGGCAGGACCGGAUGGCUGCAGCAGCGGCGUCAAAUAACUAAUCGAACCAGUUCGGCUUGGUCAUAGGACUGAAAAAGCCAGUUUGCUGCAGAAUAAAAUAGUCUCAAUAAUUGUUGUCUCUGCCAGCUUGAUUUCAUAAUCUGCAUAUUUGUACAACUAGAUUUGGUUUUAUAUUUGGUUGAAUCCCAGUUUAUUC